Messenger RNA from Myxocyprinus asiaticus (Chinese sucker), 2228 nucleotides. RefSeq names its product RING1 and YY1 binding protein a (gene rybpa). Gene Ontology annotation, biological process: positive regulation of DNA-templated transcription. NCBI's taxonomy places the organism in Eukaryota, Metazoa, Chordata, Actinopteri, Cypriniformes, Catostomidae. Gene Ontology annotation, cellular component: nucleus. The record is from RefSeq and is a predicted model, not a curated record. The transcript is spliced from 5 exons. The coding region runs from base 107 to 1171 and encodes 354 amino acids. Gene Ontology annotation, molecular function: DNA binding; transcription coregulator activity.
CGGUCAGCGAGCGCAAGUGUGCGAUAACAGCAGCGACGGCUCUGUCUGGAGCUCACACUGUAAAUUACAGAAGCCCCCUCCUCUGGAAGACGGUGUUUCUCCCAUUAUGGGCGACAAGAAAAGCCCAUCAAGGCCAAAAAGACAAGCCAAGCCCUCUGCAGACAACGGAUUUUGGGACUGUAGCGUCUGCACCUUCAAAAACAGUGCAGAGGCAUUCAAAUGCAGUAUAUGUGAUGUGCGGAAAGGUACAUCAACAAGAAAACCUAGGAUAAACUCUCAACUCGUGGCACAGCAGGUCGCUCAACAGUACGCCGCUCCACCCCCAACUAAGAAAGAAAGAAGAGAGAGGACAGACAGAGACCUGCCUGACGACGAACACUUUGACAUGGACAACUCCGAUUCGGACAGACUCAGCAGUCUCCACCCUGACUCCGACCAUCCAGAGAGAUUAGGUCUGGACGGGGGACAGCCAGACAGAGGACAUUCUCAUAAGGAGCAGAGACAGGAGCGUGGGCUGGACAAGAACCAGCAGCUCAAUACAGACAGACAGCCUGAGAGAGCGGAACUGACCCAGGACCUGCUGCAGCACAACACAAUAGACAGAGAGCACACGGUUGGAGCAAUGCUGGACAAACUGCAGCCUGAUAUAGAGCACAUGGAUAAACAGCAUCUGCACACAGCAGGACCUGGGAUGCAGCCGGCAGAGAGGAUGGGCGCAGCGAGAGAGGAACUCAAAAAGGGAAAGAUAGAAAGAGCCAUGAUGGAGAAACACAAAGAUAGACAUAAAAGCCUCACUCCAUCUAAAAAACCCACUGUAAAGAAGAUAAAGCCUAAACUCAUUCAAAAAGGCCCAGCUGGUGACAGUAAUAUCAUGAAGCCUGGCAAGUCUGUCACGAAGAAAAACAAAUCCAGUAUUUCACGACCUAAACUGAAGAACGUAGACAGGAGCUCUGCUCAGCAGCUUGCUAUAACAGUGGGCAAUGUGACUGUCAUCAUCACAGACUUCAAGGAGAAGACUCGCUCCUCAUCCACCUCCUCGUCCACGGUCACCUCCAGUGCUGGCUCUGAGCAGCAGCACCUGAGCUCCAGCUCGGAGAGCACGGACAAGGGCUCCUCCCGCGCCUCUACCCCUAGAAGAGACCACUCAACUGGCCAUAACGAGACCCUGUGAAAUCUCUCUUCACAAGAGCUGGAGCUCCUACAGCCACACAUGUAACUGUUAUAGUCACCUUAUGUGGAUGAGGGAUCUUUCCAACCCAUUUAGGCAAUGCCCAUCCUGACAUACAGGCAGACGUUACCUGUUUAAAUCCCUCAUGGAGCACCUAUUAGAUUGAUGUGUUGAUGUUUAUGUGAGUCACUUUCACGCCGAGACCCACUGUAUAUUCUGUGCCCUACUCUUACAAGAUAUAAUCCCGAUUUGUGCAUUACAGAAAUUGGCACUCCAUGUUUGCAUUAUUAUCCUUCAUUGUCAUGAAAUCGUGCAGACGGCUGUUUUGACUUUGUGUUUAGAGCUUAGAAUUGUUUAUGCUAAAUGUAUCUGAGCUUCUUUCUCCAACUCAGAGUCAACAAUUUGUUGCCGCAGAUGUUUGUAGAAAGUAAGGAUUCAACAAUAAGAUCAUGCUGUAUACCACCUUGUAAAGGGAGAUUUGUUCCCUUAUUAUUUCAUACGACAGACUCUUGUGUGUUUACAUGGUGGAAACACAAAGUGUGAUUAUGUGAGUUUACAGUAUUAUAAAUACAAGGCCAACUUUGAAAUCCAUACAGUGUACCAUGUAGACAUGUUUUGGGGUUCACAAGAUAAGAGAGUAUUUAGAAUAUUGUUCUUUAUCUUUCUCUGUUUUUAGACUUUAAAACUUUGCAUAUUUCUUGUAAAAUUAUAUCAGGAUUCACAAUACUGUCUAUUAUUCAGUGUAAUGGGAAUGUAAUGACUUUUAAAGUGUGCAAAGAAGUCUUUUUUGACAUGUUGAAGAGUUCACAAAGCAUAUACAUCACGGUUAACUGUACUUAGUGAAGAUCAACAAGAUCUCUACUGAAAUUGGUCAACUCAAUCACAAAUACUCUGGAUACUCAAAUGUGUUUUAUGGGACUCGAGUAGUCUGAGAGUUGUGAUUAAACCAUUAUACAAUUGGCUUCUUGCCCAUACGAAAAGUUUAGCACAGGUUUAUUAAUUCUAACUUUUGUUAAAAAUCUAAAAGCUUAUGAAGCUAAUAAAAACCUUCUUAAACUCA